UCAGUUCACAUCUAGAACCCGAACAGGAGAGAUCAUAGUCCGAACUGAAAAAACCCUAGUCAUUCCACUGAUAUCAACUGAACUUCGAUAUGUCGAACAAGUCUAAGGCAAAUCUACCUGGAAUCAACGCAACGCGUUCCUCUUUCCAAUACGAGUUCCUCAUGCAGGAGCAGCCUCAGCAGCCGCGUGGCUCCAAUGUGGAGUCUACAGAGAUGCAGGUCUCGCCAUCGAAUAUGGUGGAUCAGUCUACCCAGACGGAUAUCUCCGGACCCAUGACGUCCGAACAGUACGAUAUUAGCUUGCAUUUCGGCAUGCUGGGCUUGAAGCAGCGAGUUCCUACCGAGAAGAAUCUAACUGCGGUACCAGAGAAUCAGGCAGGGAAAAAUCCAUUUGGGGAUCCGCUUGCUAAGGAAGAGAAUCCCAAUCCGCCCACCGUGGCGACCAGGAAAGGGCGUAAACGAAAAGGAAGCCCGAGCCCAUGUUCUCCAAUUGCUGGAGUACAUACAUUUUAGCUGCAGUCUUCAGACUCGUAUUGGCCACUUUGUGGCGAUGCGGUGAAUCAAUACCGCUACAUUUACUCUUCGAAGGAUGCAGGACAUUGAUGUACAAUUAUUUGUUUUGUUACAUUUAAUUAAUUUUUGUACUUAAUAUCACCUGCCGCUCAUCGUAUGAAUAAAUGAAUAAAAUAUAAAAAUAAAA
Molecule: messenger RNA, 699 nt
Organism: Drosophila santomea
Lineage: Eukaryota; Metazoa; Arthropoda; Insecta; Diptera; Drosophilidae
Exons: 2
Coding region: 90-512 (140 amino acids)
Source: RefSeq, a predicted model, not a curated record